AUGGACAGAUAUGCAGGCAUCGUAUAUCGCUCACUGGACCAACGUCUUCUACAGUUGUCACUUCAAGAGGUCGAUGUCAGAGUAUGGAUGGUCGACGUCUCUGCGAGAGUCAUACUCUCUCAGGUUUUCGAGAAUAAAUCAGAGAGCCCUACAAGCAGGGCCACGUACGUGUUCCCUCUCCCGGCGGGCGCUGCGACUUGCGCUUUUGAGCUCGAACAUGCUGGCGGGCGCAAAGUUAUAACCGGUGUUGUAAAGGAGAAGUCGGAAGCCGCAAAAUCUCUCUGCGGUGCAGUGUAUGCUGGAAAUACCGAGAGACUUGUAGAAUGGGUAACGGAUAACAUAUUCACGAUUUCAGUUGGCUCGAUUCCUGCCCGGCAGAAACUUACAGCAAGAUUGACAUUUGUAAUGGAUCUUUUUGAUGAGGGACGACAAGAUCAUAUCUAUCUGCGACUUCCAAUGGCCAUUGCUGAACGAUGCGGCGAAACACCAGCAGCCGUGCUCGACGCGUCCACAACUAAUGAAAUGAAACGUGUUCAAAUCACUGUGGACAUUCGAACUAGCGAUGCGAUACAGGAUAUACGCAGCCCUUCUCACCAGAUUUCUCUCCAGCGACACAAAACGUGCACCGACAGAACAGACUCUGACCGACGGAUGACUGCAACCCGGUUAUCUACGACAUUCCUAGAUCGAGACUUCGAGUUGACGGUGCACGCUCUUGGACUCGGCGAGCCGCGGUGUUUCGCCGAAGUCAAUCCCCAGCGUGAUGAUACAAUUGCCAUGCGGCUCUCAUCCGUACCGAAGUUCGAGAUGCCUCGCGUCGCUUCGCAAGAGUACAUUUUCAUUAUCGAUCGCAGUUCGAGCAUGAGGGGAGCCUCGCUGGAGACAGCUAAGCGCACACUGGAAAUGCUCCUUCACCUAUUGCCAGACUCAAAUACGACUUUCAAUAUUUUCAGCUUCGCAGGCGAGGUUGAUAGUAUGUGGGAGACGAGUGUGUCGUUCAACGAAGCGACAAUGCAGGAUGGGAUCUCGCAUAUAAAAGCCAUGCAAGCCAACCAUGGCGGAACAAAAAUCGCGCAGGCCCUGCAGCUUGCUGUAGCAUCACGCAAUCGCGAUCGCCCGACUGCUAUGUUCGUCCUUACUGGUGGAGACAUACAUGUUGAAAUGAACUCCCAUCAGCGAAAAGGCAUGUUUGCGCGCUGUCGUAGAGUUGUCAAACAAGUUUUGUCCAGAGCCAAGAAUUCCUCCACGUACCUCGAUCCAUUCGAGAUCGCCUCAACGGCUGUCAAAAGCUGCAGGCCAAACACGCCGUUGAGGAUAUUUACCCUCGGGAUCGGUGAACAUGUCUCAUCGGCCAUAUGCGAGCGUCUGGCUCGCGAGGGUGGGGGUGAAUGUUUAUUUGUAGUCCAAGCCGAGGACAUGAUAGAGAAAUGUGCAAGGCUUCUGAAUGCUGGUAGGACGCGUGUAAUCGAGAGUAUCGUGGUCGAUUGGCACGGUUCGGGCAACCCACCGCGAGCCUCACACUCGAAUCACAAUCACCUGCUUCCACCCGGCGUCGUGCAGCUGAAGCCGCCACCUCAGACGCAGCAGGUUCCGCACAGUAUCACGAGGGUAUGCCCUGGUGUGCCCCUCAGCGUCUUUGCAAUCAUCACUUCUAGGUCGAUUCCUCGUGAAGUCAGGUUGCGUGCCAAGGUUGAAGGUGUGGCUGAGGUUCUCGAGCUCGUGGUACCCGUCACGGCGAGGUUCAAGGAUGAACGACAGUCCAUACCACUCCUCCACACUCUGGCUGCGGGACAACUCAUUAAGCACCUGGCAAAGGGUAGAGCACCUCUUCCGACACAUAUGACACCUGCUUCGAACGAGGAGGUUCGAAAAGCGGCGAUUGUCCGCUUGGGGCUUGAAUACCAGCUUGUGAGCCAGCAUACGUCUUUUUUUGCCGUAGAGUCCCGACGUGAGGCAGCGAGGAGUGGGCUGCGCCGAUCAACAUCACAGGAAAUGUCUCUGCGGCAACGUUACUACGCAUCCCCACCUAGCGUCACGAGUGACGCUUCUGAGGAGUACGCUCUGGGAACAGAUAUGACCACCGUGCAAACGGCAUUGGCCAACUUGUCUGAGGUGGUUUGUGCAGUGUUCAGCAUCUUCUCCUCAGGUGCUGCCCUGACGCACCAAAGGCUGCUUCCUGACACAUACUAUCCCACUACACAACCUCGUUCGAGCUCGCCAUCGAGUCAGAGUACACGUCCGUUCCGUCACGAUAAGGAUAACUCGAGCACAGAUUCGUUCUCUACACUGAGUUCAUUGGAUGGCUCUUCCACUUACUCUCGAUGGACCAAUUCUUGGUCGGCCAUUCCCCUACGGCCUGCGGAAGAUCCAAUCCAGCGCAUCCGAUCGCUAGCCUUCGAUCCAAGCCGUAACGCACGUCUGAGGAUACCACUCCGAGUCACAGGACGUGCAGUACGACCGCAACCACACACGUCCGGCUCUCGCUCACUACUCGUGCCCAAGGACAUAUACACUCUCAUCUUGCUGCAGCGCUACGACGGCUCGUUCACACCGUCACCUGAACUGGCGGCGCUUGUAGGCGUGGAGAUGCCGGGAAGGGCGGAAGAUUUUCAGGCCGAUGGAAAUAUAUGGGCGACUGCGGUUGUUGUGGCGUAUCUGAGGUAUCAUCUAGAUGGGCAACCGAAUUUGUUGCGUGUGCUGCUGAGGAAGCCUUUGGAGUAUGGUGAGAGAAAGGGAAAUGGUUUGCUGGUUGGACAGAAGUUUUCGAACUUCGCGGUGAUUGCGAGGUGCUUUGUGGGUUAG
This is a messenger RNA of Suillus clintonianus, 2802 nucleotides long. RefSeq lists its product as uncharacterized. Lineage: Eukaryota; Fungi; Basidiomycota; Agaricomycetes; Boletales; Suillaceae. The coding region runs from base 1 to 2802 and encodes 933 amino acids. The transcript has 6 exons. The record is from RefSeq and is a predicted model, not a curated record.